Molecule: messenger RNA, 1554 nt
Organism: Stylonychia lemnae
Lineage: Eukaryota; Ciliophora; Spirotrichea; Sporadotrichida; Oxytrichidae
Source: the annotation of a GenBank genome assembly
AUGCCAUCUACAUACACAGUCACAGCUUAAGCAUCCCAGUCAAUCAGUAGAUCAAUAUCAUACCAAGUAUCGUUUAAGGCCACAUCUUGCCAAGGCUGUUUAUUGAAGAAAAAUGUGACACUAGUAUUUAUAGAGGUCAAUCUCAUAUCGCAUGACUCAAUGUCUGGGUUUGAUGUCUUCAUCUGCACUGAUAUAUGCUUAGGCUAGCUAUCGCCAAAGAAAUAAAAAAUGCCAUCAUCAUAUGAUCCUUAGGCUGAGUCUGAUUUGUUUAGUUCAAGAUACCCCUACUAAGUGGUAUUAAAAGCCCCUUGCCCGUUUAGAUAAUCUAAUCAUUCAUAAAUUCAUGGAUAUUUUGAUUUACCAUUAAGAACAGUUGUAGAAUUCACUUAAAGGCAGACUAAUGCAAAUGAAACGAGUGCUAGCAGUAAAAAGAGAUCAAGAUAAGAUGCUGAAAUCGGAGAUGAAACUGUCAGAGAAUUUAGUUUUAACUCAAAACAGAGAAAAACUAAUAGUAUAUAUAAUAGUGAUAGAGAUUUAUAAGACUUAAAGAUAGCAAGUAAUCCAAAUACAAAUUAAGAGAAUCUCGAUCCUAAUCUAGAGUUAAUUUAAGUGUUUGCUAAAACUCCUUAAAAGUUUACCUAAUAAAAAUUUCCAGGAUCUACAAAUAGUUAUGAUUAAACUCAACGAAAAGGAGAUAUUCCUAACCUAUAAUAAAGCUAAUCCAAUUUUAUAAAUUUUCAAGGCAUUAUUUUCGAUUAAAACUCGACAGAAUUCCAUUAGAUUCAAAGUAAAUUUACUGUUUAGCCCAGUCCAUUUUUCAAGGUACAUCUUACACCAAGAUAUAUUGAGAGUAAUACUAGAAAGAAAUAGGAAUUCAGUGUUGAUCAUGAAGUUUAAAUAGACGUAAUGACAGAGAUGAGAUAAAAUUAAGCCUAAGAUUUUUCAGUAAUUAACCUUAUUUCUUAUGAAAAUGAAGAAGAAGAAAAAUAAUUAGUAAGUCAAAAUGAGGUGAGUUAACAAGAGAGCAGUGAGCCACCCAUUACAAUAUUGAAGAGAGCUUCGUAAAUGGUAUCUGAGCAAUAAAUUACAAAAUCUUAAAAGCCCAGAGAUAGGUAUCAAUCCCAAUUUUCAGACUUCUAGAGCCAGAGUUAGUAAGAGAGGGAUUCUGUUUUUGCAGACUCAACAUUUGAUGUGCCAAUGCUAAAGACUAUCAUGGCUAAUAAAGAUUAAAUAGAUGAAGAUAGAUUACAGUAGACAGAUUUUAAAUUGGUAAAUUAGUUCCAGCAGCUUUUUAUCAAGAAUUAAAAAGUUUCUUAGUCCUAACAAAACUCCUCUUAAAAAGGAAAAAAUAACUUACUUAAUGACUAAAAUAAUAAUGAGAUAGCCCCGACAGAACAGCAAUACCUUUAACCGAAUCAAAAUAAUGAAAAUACAAGAAAACUUUCAAAUAUCUUAUCGAAUACAUUUGGAACUCCUCCAGUAGACGAAUAAAAUAAGAGUUGUAUUAUUGAGCCACCUCAUUAAUAGAUGAUAGAGCCAAUUACAGCAAAUUGA